Xenopus laevis (African clawed frog) is the source of this 1789-nucleotide messenger RNA. It is a transcript of the gene wrap73.L, whose product is annotated as WD repeat containing, antisense to TP73 L homeolog. Lineage: Eukaryota; Metazoa; Chordata; Amphibia; Anura; Pipidae. The record is from RefSeq and is marked provisional. Gene Ontology annotation, cellular component: microtubule organizing center; MWP complex.
GUUCUGUCAGUCAGAUAAGCUCCACCCUAUUGCUGCCAUCCCCUCGCCGUAGUCGUCAGAUCGUAUUAGACGUAAUUCUGAGCCGCCGUUGGCGUGUUCCGCCCACCAAUCUCCCGGCUCUUCCUAUGGAGCUUACAGUUUAUUAAGUGUCACUGUGGGAAGACAAUGAAUUUCUCCGAAGUGUUUAAGCUUUCUAAUCAGCUCUGCAAGUUCUCUCCCAACGGGAAGUAUCUGGCAUCCUGUGUGCAAUACAGGCUUGUAAUAAGGGACGUGAGCACCUUGCAGAUCCUUCAGCUCUACACCUGCUUGGAUCAGAUCCAGUACAUAGAAUGGUCUUCAGACUCCAUGUUCAUCCUCUGUGCUAUGUAUAAGAGAGGACUCGUGCAGGUCUGGUCUCUGGAACAGCCGGACUGGCACUGCAAGAUAGACGAAGGCUCAGCCGGGCUGGUGUCCUCCUGCUGGAGCCCAGAUGCUCGUCACAUUCUCAACACAACGGAGUUUCAUCUCCGGAUAACGUUGUGGUCGCUAAGUGCAAAGUCUGUGUCAUACAUCAAGUACCCUAAAGCCUGCCAGCAAGGCAUCGCUUUCACACAAGAUGGCCGGCACAUGGCUUUGGCAGAGAGACGGGACUGCAAAGAUUACAUUAGCAUAUUUGUGUGUAAUGACUGGCGCCUUCUAAGGCAUUUUGAGACAGAAACCCAAGACCUUGCUGGUAUAGUCUGGGCUCCAAAUGGCUGUGUGCUGGCUGUAUGGGACACUUGCCUAGAGUACAAAGUGUUACUUUACUCGCUGGAUGGCCGCUUGCUGUCGUCCUAUUGUGCCUAUGAGUGGUCGCUUGGGAUUAAAUCUGUCGCAUGGAGUCCCACGAGCCAGUUUCUUGCAAUUGGCAGCUUUGAUGAGAAGGUCCGAAUCCUCAACCAUGUUACAUGGAAGCCUAUAAAGGAGUUUGAACAUCCAGCCACCAUCACCAACCCUAAAACAGUUGUUUACAAAGAGGUUGAGAGAAGUCCAGCUAUCAGAGCUGAUGAACUUGCUUUCUCCACCCCAAGAGGCAACCCAAGCAGCCUGUUUAGCAAUCACAGUAAAUAUGAGAUUGCCCAGGUGCCAGUAUUGUUCCGAACCAUCAAGCCUGAUACGGAUCGGGCAAAUCCAGAUCUUGGCAUUGGGUUAUUGGCAUUCAGUGCUAAUAACCGUUAUAUGGCAUCCAAGAAUGAUAACAUGCCUUACUGCGUCUGGAUAUGGGACAUUCAGAAGAUGAGACUGUUUGUUGUUUUGGAACAGACUUCAGCCGUCCGAGCGUUUCACUGGGACCCCGUGCAGCCAAGACUAGCCAUUUGCACUGGCAAUAACAGAGUGUAUUUAUGGAGCCCUACAGGCAGUGUAUCAGUGCAAGUGCCGGCAGAAGGAAUGUCCAAUGUUCUGUCUGUGUCCUGGCACCCACUCGGACAAGAUGCCCUGCUGGUCAUGAGCAAGGAGCAAUUAUGCCUUUGUUAUUUGGACACAGAGGAAGAAAAGAAGUGAUUGGAGCACACAGCACUAACGCUGCAGAACAGUCACACACACACACGCACAGCUUUACUGGAACACAAGUAGCUUCAGUGCUGCGGAACUUUUCCCAAGCAGUCGCUUUUUUUUCUUUUACAUUUUGGAUUGAGUAACCCCCCGUAUGGGGUCGGAGUUGCUGAAGGACUUUACAACAUUCCAUAUGUAGAGCAUGUAAAUAAUGUAGAUGUAAAGAGAUCUAAUUUAUGUCAUUGAUGUCAUUUUUCAAUAAAAGUAAUAUUUAAUU